AUGGGGGUGGCCUGGGUCCGAGACCCCCUUAGCCUCCCUGGGCUCUGUGGGGACCGGGCAGUGACGGCUCUCAUGGAGGCAGGCCUGCCAGAUGGCCUGGUCCCUCCACCUCUCCUCUGUGUGGGAGUGGAAGAGGAGGAGGCCCCGGACAUCGACAUCUACCACUGCCCGAACUGCGAGAAGACCCACGGGAAGUCCACGUUAAAGAAGAAGCGGACCUGGCACAAACACAGCCCGGGGCAGACGCCCGACGUGAAGCCCGUGCAGAACGGCAGCCAGCUCUUCAUCAAGGAGCUGCGGAGUCGGACCUUCCCCAGUGCGGAGGACGUGGUGGCCCGCGUGCCGGGCAGCCAGCUCACGCUGGGCUACAUGGAGGAGCACGGCUUCACCGAGCCCAUUCUCGUCCCCAAGAAAGACGGGCUGGGCCUGGCAGUCCCGGCCCCCACCUUCUACGUCAGCGACGUCGAGAACUACGUGGGCCCAGAGCGGAGCGUGGACGUGACGGACGUCACCAAGCAGAAGGACUGCAAGAUGAAGCUGAAGGAGUUCGUGGACUAUUACUACAGCACCAACCGCAGGCGCGUCCUGAACCUCACCAACCUCGAGUUCUCCGACACCAGAAUGUCCAGCUUUGUGGAGCCGCCUGACAUCGUGAAGAAGCUGUCCUGGGUGGACAACUACUGGCCAGACGACGCGUUGCUGGCCAAGCCCAAGGUGACCAAGUACUGCCUGAUCUGCGUGAAGGACAGCUACACCGACUUCCACAUCGACUCCGGGGGCGCCUCCGCCUGGUACCACGUGCUGAAGGGGGAGAAGAUCUUCUAUCUCAUCAAGCCGGCUUCCGCCAACAUCUCCCUGUACGAGCGCUGGCAGUCGGCCUCGAACCACAGCGAGAUGUUCUUUGCUGACCAGGUGGACAAGUGCUACAAGUGCACCCUCAAGCAGGGCCAGACGCUCUUCGUCCCCUCCGGCUGGAUUUACGCCACACUCACUCCCGUGGACUGCUUGGCCUUCGCGGGACAUUUCCUCCACAGCCUGAGUGUGGAGAUGCAGAUGAGAGCCUACGAAGUGGAAAGAAGGUUGAAACUGGGCAGCCUGACUCAGUUUCCCAACUUUGAAACAGCCUGCUGGUACAUGGGGAAGCACCUGUUGGAGGCGUUCAAGGGUUCUCACAAAUCCGGGAAGCAGCUGCCCCCUCAUCUAGUCCAAGGAGCGAAAAUUCUCAAUGGUGCUUUCAGGUCAUGGACGAAAAAGCAGGCUUUGGCGGAGCAUGAGGAUGAACUCCCAGAGCACUUCAAGCCCUCGCAGCUCAUCAAAGACCUCGCCAGGGAGAUCCGGCUCAGCGAGAAUGCCUCCAAGGCUGCCAGACCCGAAGUGACCACAGCCAUCUCCUCGGAUGAGGUCUCUUUUGGGGACCGAGAGAAGGAAGAGCCCCCGUCCCCCAUUGAGGCCAGCCCUCCUCGGUCCUUCCUGGAGAAAGUGUCCAAAAAAAAGACUCCCAAAACCAUGAAGAUGCCCAAGUCAGCCAAAGUCCCCAAGCCCCCCAAGCCCCCCAAGCCCCCGAAGCCCCCCAAGUCACUGAAGCUCAAGGAUGGGGGCAAGAAGAAAGGGAAGAAGUGCAGGGGGUCGGCCUCGCCCACCAUCCCCAACCUGGACCUGCUGGAGGCCCACACCAAGGAGGCGCUGACCAAGAUCGAGCCACCGAAGAAGGGCAAGGCCACAAAGAGUGUCCUGAGUGUGCCCAACAAGGAGGUGAUCAGCACGCAGAACGACGUGGAGAAGCUAGAAAUGCGAGAGCAAGCGAAGAGCAAAUCAGAGGCCAAGUGGAAGUACAAGAACAGCAAACCCGACUCCCUACUGAAGAUGGAGGAGGAGCAGAAGCUGGAGCGGUCUCCUCUGUCAGGAAACAAGGACACCAAGUUCUCAUUCUCCUUCUCCAACAAGAGGCUCCUGGGCUCCAAGGCCCUCAAGCCGCAGCCGAGCCCGGGGGUGUUCGGGCCUUUGCAGAACUUCAAGGAGGACAAGCCGCAGCCUGUGCGGGACGAGUAUGAGUACGUGUCAGACGACGGCGAGCUCAAGAUCGACGAGUUUCCCAUCAGGAGAAAGAAGAACGCCCCCAAGAGGGACUUGUCCUUCUUGCUGGACAAGAAGGAGCCGCUGCCCACGCCCAUCACGAAGCCAAAGCUGGACUCGGCGCCCUACAAGCAGAGCGACGACUCCUCUGACGAGGGCUCGCUGCACAUCGACACGGACACCAAGCCCACCCGCAACGCCAAGGUGAAGAAGGAUGGCGGAGGCUCGGCCGCGGGCAUCCUGGACUUGCUGCAGGCCAGCGAGGAGGUGGGCGCGCUCGAGUACAACCCCAGCAGCCAGCCCCCAGCCUCCCCCAGCACGCAGGAAGCCAUUCAAGGAAUGCUGUCCAUGGCCAACCUGCAGGCCUCCGACUCCUGCCUGCAGACCACCUGGGGCGCCGGCCAGGCCAAGGGCAGCUCUCUUGCGGCCCAUGGCGCCCGGAAGAACGGGGCCGGCGGCAAGAGCGCGGGCAAGCGGCUGCUGAAGAGGGCAGCCAGGAACAGCGCAGACCUGGACGACUACGAAGAGGAACAGGACCACCUAGACGCCUGCUUCAAGGACUCGGACUACGUUUACCCCUCCUUGGAGUCGGACGAGGACAGCCCGGUCUUCAAGUCCCGGUCCAAGAAGAGGAAAGGCUCGGACGAUGCUCCCUACAGCCCAACAGCAAGGGUCGGCCCAUCGGUCCCCAGGCAGGACAGGCCUGUGCGUGAGGGGACCAGAGUGGCCUCCAUCGAGACUGGGCUGGCAGCCGCCGCAGCCAAGCUGUCCCAACAGGAGGAGCAGAAAAGUAGGAAGAAAAAAAGCACCAAAAGGAAGCUGGCUCCCAACACCACCUCCCCCUCCGCCUCCACCACCUCGGCCAGCACCACCUCGGCCAGCACCACCUCGGCCUCCACCACCUCGGCCAGCACCACCUCGGCCUCCACCACCUCGGCCACCACCACCUCGGCCUCCACCACCUCGGCCAGCACCACCUCGGCCUCCACCACCCCGGCCUCCACCACCCCGGCCUCCACCAGCACAGCCAGCAGCCAGGCCUCGCAGGAAGGCAGCUCUCCCGAACCCCUGCCCGAGUCGCACAGCAGCAGCCUGGCCGACCACGAGUACACUGCGGCCGGUGCCUUCACCGGGGCCCAGGCUGGCCGCACCUCCCAGCCCAUGGCCCCUGGGGUCUUCCUCACACAGAGGCGGCCUUCUGCGUCGUCCCCCAACAACACUGCUGCCAAAGGAAAACGUACAAAAAAGGGCAUGGCCACCGCAAAGCAGAGGCUCGGGAAAAUUUUGAAAAUUCAUCGGAAUGGGAAACUGCUCCUUUAAAGUUUGGAAAGCCAAGCUCCUUCUGCUCCGCUCAGGACUCCGGAGCCCCACUAGAACAUCAGCCCCCAGGAGGGUGGCUGCGCUGCCUCACCCCAGGGAGGGCCUGGCCUCCUCCCGGCUACCACGCCCCCCACACAAGCAUCUGUUGCUUCAGCUGGUGGAGCUCACUGAUAUGGACGAAUGUCCUUUUUCAAGUUGCUUAGAGUGACCAGUUCCCACAAUGUGGCCCUGCCAGUUUGAGGACCAUUCCAGUUUCAGGACAGCCUCCAGGCACCCUGGAGCAUGGGUGUGAUUGCAGGGCCUCUGCAGCUCUGCUGGGAGCACGAGUCCUUCGAGGAAGGAGUGAGCCAGCACUCACCAGGCUCAGAGUCUGAGCUAGCCACAGGCUGGCAGCCUCCAGAGGCUUAAAAAAAGGCAAAGACGACUGGAGAGGAAGAGGAGAAAGCGGGGUGUUCACAUGCCUCCCUUCUCUUCUCGAGUGAUUCUCAGACAAGU
Ceratotherium simum simum (southern white rhinoceros) is the source of this 3888-nucleotide messenger RNA. NCBI's taxonomy places the organism in Eukaryota, Metazoa, Chordata, Mammalia, Perissodactyla, Rhinocerotidae. The record is from RefSeq and is a predicted model, not a curated record.